This is a messenger RNA of Dama dama (fallow deer), 3379 nucleotides long. It is a transcript of the gene AARS1, whose product is annotated as alanyl-tRNA synthetase 1. Lineage: Eukaryota; Metazoa; Chordata; Mammalia; Artiodactyla; Cervidae. Gene Ontology annotation, cellular component: cytoplasm; mitochondrion. Gene Ontology annotation, molecular function: alanine-tRNA ligase activity; nucleic acid binding; ATP binding. The record is from RefSeq and is a predicted model, not a curated record. The transcript is spliced from 21 exons. The coding region runs from base 113 to 3019 and encodes 968 amino acids. Gene Ontology annotation, biological process: tRNA modification; alanyl-tRNA aminoacylation.
ACUUUGCCCCGCGCUCUCUGGUUGGACGGGGCGGUGCGUGCUGCAGCCGCCGCGGCUUGAGGCCCGUGCCCCUGCGCGUCUGUGGGAACAGUUCCCUAGGGUUAUUUUCAAGAUGGACGCAACCCUAACAGCAGGUGAAAUCCGGCAGCGUUUUAUAGAUUUCUUCAAGAGAAAUGAACACACCUAUGUGCACUCAUCUGCCACCAUCCCUUUGGACGAUCCCACUUUGCUCUUUGCCAACGCAGGCAUGAACCAGUUCAAACCCAUCUUUCUGAAUACUAUUGACCCAUCUCACGCUAUGGCAAAGCUGAGCAGAGCUGCCAACACUCAGAAAUGCAUCCGGGCUGGCGGCAAACACAAUGACCUGGAUGACGUGGGCAAGGAUGUCUAUCAUCACACCUUCUUUGAGAUGCUGGGCUCCUGGUCCUUUGGAGAUUACUUCAAGGAACUGGCAUGUAAGAUGGCUCUAGAACUUCUUACCCAAGAGUUUGGCAUUCCAGUUGAAAGACUCUACGUUACUUACUUUGGUGGGGACGAAGCAGCUGGCUUAGAACCAGACCUGGAAUGCAAACAGAUCUGGCAAAACUUGGGGCUGGAUGACAGCAGAAUCCUCCCCGGCAACAUGAAGGAUAACUUCUGGGAGAUGGGUGACACGGGCCCAUGUGGUCCCUGCAGUGAGAUCCACUAUGACCGGGUUGGUGGUCGGGAUGCGGCUCACCUUGUCAACCAAGACGACCCCAACGUGCUGGAGAUCUGGAACCUCGUGUUCAUCCAGUAUAACAGGGAAACCGAUGGCAUUCUGAAGCCUCUUCCCAAGAAAAGCAUCGACACAGGGAUGGGCCUGGAGCGACUGGUGUCCGUGCUGCAGAAUAAGAUGUCCAACUAUGACACUGACCUUUUUGUCCCUUAUUUUGAAGCCAUCCAAAAGGGCACAGGUGCUCGGCCAUACACUGGGAAAGUGGGUGCAGAGGACACUGACGGGAUCGACAUGGCCUACCGGGUGCUGGCUGACCACGCACGGACCAUCACUGUGGCCCUGGCCGAUGGCGGCCGACCUGACAAUACAGGGCGGGGGUAUGUGUUGAGACGGAUUCUCCGCCGGGCUGUUCGAUAUUCCCAUGAGAAACUCAAUGCCAGCAGGGGUUUCUUUGCUACGUUAGUAGACGUCGUUGUCCAGUCUCUGGGUGAUGCGUUUCCUGAGCUGAAGAAGGACCCAGAUAUGGUGAAGGACAUCAUUAAUGAAGAAGAAGUGCAGUUUCUCAAGACGCUCAGCAGAGGGCGUCGCAUCCUGGACAGGAAAAUUCAGAGCCUGGGAGACAGCAAAAUCAUUCCUGGGGAUACCGCUUGGCUCCUCUACGACACCUACGGGUUCCCCGUGGAUCUCACCGCGCUGAUUGCUGAGGAGAAGGGGCUGGUGGUGGACAUGGAUGGCUUUGACGAGGAGAGGAAGCUGGCCCAGCUGAAAUCACAGGGCAAGGGAGCUGGUGGGGAGGACCUCAUUAUGCUGGACAUUUAUGCUAUUGAAGAGCUGCGGGAAAAGGGUCUGGAGGCAACAGAUGAUUCCCCGAAGUACAGUUACUAUUCGGACUCCAGUGGGACCUACGUGUUUGAGAGUGCAGUAGCUACAGUGAUGGCUCUGCGCCGGGAUAAGAUGUUUGUGGAAGAAGUGUCCACAGGCCAGGAGUGUGGAGUGGUGCUGGACAAGACCUGUUUCUAUGCUGAGCAGGGAGGGCAGAUCUACGACGAAGGGUACCUGGUGAAGGUCGACGACAGCAGUGAAGACAAAACUGAGUUCACAGUGAAGAAUACUCAGGUCCGAGGAGGAUAUGUGCUGCACAUAGGAACACUCUACGGCAGCCUGAAAGUGGGGGACCAGGUCCGGCUGUUUAUUGAUGAGCCCCGACGAAGGCCUGUCAUGAGCAACCACACGGCCACCCACAUCCUGAACUUCGCCCUGCGCUCCGUGCUGGGGGAGGCUGACCAGAGAGGCUCCCUAGUUGCACCUGACCGCCUUCGCUUUGACUUCACUGCCAAGGGAGCCAUGUCCACCCAGCAGAUCAAGAAGGCUGAGGAGAUUGCAAAUGAGAUGAUUGAGGCAGCCAAGCCGGUCUACACUGAGGAUUGUCCUCUGGCGGCAGCUAAAGCCAUCCAGGGCCUGCGGGCUGUGUUUGAUGAGACCUACCCUGACCCUGUGCGAGUCGUCUCCAUUGGGGUCCCAGUGUCUGAGCUGCUGGAUGACCCCUCCGGUCCUGCUGGCUCACUCACUUCUGUUGAGUUCUGUGGGGGAACACACCUGCAGAACUCGAGUCACGCAGGAGCGUUUGUGAUCGUGAGUGAAGAAGCUAUUGCCAAGGGCAUCCGGAGGAUAGUUGCUGUCACAGGGGCUGAAGCCCACAAGGCCCUCAGGAAAGCAGAGAGCUUGAAGAAAUCUCUCUGUGUCAUGGAGGCCAAAGUGAAGGCCCAGACUGCGCCGAACAAGGACGUGCAGAAAGAGAUCGCGGACCUCGGGGAGGCCCUGGCCACUGCCAUCAUCCCUCAGUGGCAGAAGGAUGAAUUCCGGGAGAAUCUCAAGUCCCUGAAGAAGAUCAUGGAUGACCUAGACCGGGCUAGCAAAGCCGAUGUGCAGAAGCGGGUGUUGGAGAAGACGAAACAGCUCAUCGACAGCAGCCCCAACCAGCCCCUGGUCAUCCUGGAGGUAGAGAGCGGCGCCUCGGCCAAGGCCCUGAACGAAGCCCUGAAGCUCUUUAAGACGCAUUCCCCCCAGACGUCCGCCAUGCUCUUCACAGUGGAUAAUGAGGCCGGAAGGAUCACGUGCUUGUGUCAAGUCCCCCAGAAUGCAGCCAACCGGGGCCUGAAAGCCAGCGAGUGGGUGCAGCAGGUGUCAGGCCUGAUGGACGGCAAAGGCGGUGGCAAAGACGUGUCUGCUCAGGCCACGGGCAAGAACGUGGGCUGCCUGCAGGAGGCGCUGCAGCUGGCCACCUCCUUUGCCCAGCUGCGCCUGGGAGACGUGAAGAACUGAGAGGGAAGGGCAGGUCCACCAGGAGGCAUCUCCCCCGCCCCGACCCAGACACAUCCGUCCAGCCAGGAGCUCUCCUUCCACCACAAGGACGUUUGAAUCUUGGGACCUUUAAACAGCCCCGUCUGUCCUAACCCAGCAGUAACCGGAACUUAACCUGGGAGCCAGCCUAUGACUCAACACCCAUGUUACAUUUCUGCCCCGAGCACAUCCGCGCCAUCCGUCUAGAACUACUACCCCAGGAUUGCUUUUUCAUCAUCACGCUUGUGUCUGUAGAGAGUUCUCUGCAGACUCAGUGCUGUGGGCCUCAAGAGAGGAAUCAUUUUUGCCGCAGAGAAUAAAAAGACCAUGUGCAAUACUUGA